Eucalyptus grandis is the source of this 354-nucleotide messenger RNA. Its product is annotated as cysteine proteinase inhibitor 1. The record is from RefSeq and is a predicted model, not a curated record. Lineage: Eukaryota; Viridiplantae; Streptophyta; Magnoliopsida; Myrtales; Myrtaceae. The transcript has a single exon. Gene Ontology annotation, molecular function: cysteine-type endopeptidase inhibitor activity. Bases 1 to 354 code for a protein of 117 amino acids.
AUGAGACCUCAAAUCCUCCUCCUGGCCCUCUUCCUCGCCGUCCUCCCUCUCUCGGCCAUCGCCGCCAUUGGCCCAGAUAUUGCCGGCGGUAUAUGGGAGCCAAUCAAGGACUUGAAAAAUGAGCACAUCAUAGCGAUCGCCGAAUUCGCGGUCACUGACUUCAACAGGAAGAGCCACGCCGGCGUGGUUCUGAAGGACAUCCGAGGAGGGGAUUCCGCGGCGGGUGAUUCCGACUACAGGUAUCUCCUGCAUCUCACCGUGGAACAGCCGCCGUCGUGUUACAAGGCUGUGGUUCUGGAGUAUAACUGGCUGCACCACUGGGAGGUUUUGUCCUUUGAUAGCGAGACUUGCUGA